AUGGAGGCCGUGAGUGCCUCCCACGGCGCAUUUGGUCCCCUGCUGUGGAAGCUCACCACCUUGCUUGCCGAUGAGUGUGCUCGGCUGAAAGGGGUCCGCCGUGAGAUCCGUUCCCUUAGGUCAGAGCUCGCCAGCAUGCAUGCUGCACUGAAGGAGUACAUGAAGCUAGAAGACCCAAAUGACCAAGUGAAGACAUGGAUAUCGCUGGUCAGGGAGUUAGCCUAUGAUACCGAGGAUGUCUUUGACAAGUUCAUCCACCAGCUUGGCAGCAGAAGCCUUCAUGGUGGCUUCAAGGAGUUCUUCCGCAAGACUGCUCGCCGUCUGAAGACACUUGGCUCUCGUCGCGGAAUCGCUGACCAAAUUGACGACCUGAAAGAUCGCAUCAAGCAAGUGAAAGAGCUCAAGGAUAGUUACAAGUUGAAUGAUGUUCCUUCGAGCACCACUAGCCAUACGACUGUGGAUCCUCGGCUGCAUGCGGUAUUUGCUGAGGGGGCACACCUUGUGGGCGUGGAUGGUCCAAGGGAUGAUCUUGCCAAGUGGAUGCUGGAAGAAGGAAACAACACAUCCAAACCUUGCAAGGUGUUGUCUAUUGUUGGUUUUGGUGGGCUGGGAAAAACAACACUGGCAAAUGAAGUCUAUCGCAAAAUCCAAGGGCAAUUUGAUUGUAAGGCUUUCAUAUCGGUCUCGCAAAAACUAGAUAUAAAGAAAAUUAUGAAGGAUGUGAUCUCUCAAGUGUCAUGCCAAGACGGAUCCACAAAAGAUACCACUGAUUGGGAUGAAAUGAAGUCCAUUUCAGAGCUAAGAGAAUUACUGCAAAAUAAAAGGUAUCUCAUCAUUAUUGAUGAUGUAUGGUGUGCACAAACAUGGAACACUAUCAAGUGUGCUUUCCCAGAAGAUAAUUGUUCUAGCAGAAUUAUAGCUACUACACGCAUCAUUGAGGUGGCAAAGUCAUGUUGUCCGGGUGGUCAUGACCGUGUGUAUGAAUUGGAAGCCCUAAGUGAUAUCCACUCCAGGAGAUUGUUUUUCAGAAGAUUAUUUGCCUCUAAGGAAGAUUUCCCUGAAAUGUUGAAAGAAGUUUCUAAUAAAAUCCUAAAGAAAUGUGGAGGCCUACCAUUGGCAAUUAUCAGUAUAUCUGGUUUGCUAGAAAACCGACCAGCCAUCAAGGAAGAGUGGGAGAAGGUUAAGAGGUCAAUUGGUUCUGCACUGGAGAAAACCAAGAGUCUAGAGGGUAUGAGCAACAUACUUUCUCUUAGCUACAAUGAUCUUGCACCUAAUCUCAAGACUUGCUUGUUGUAUCUAAGUUUGUUUCCCGAAGACCAUGUGAUUGACAGAAAUAAGUUAGUGAGGCGAUGGAUAGCAGAAGGCUUCAUUUCUGAAGAGCGUGGACAGAGCAAGAAAGAGGUCGCUGAGAAUUACUUCUAUGAGCUUAUCAACAAAAGUAUGGUCCAACCGGUGGACAUUGGAUAUGAUGGCAAGGUCCGUGCCUGCCGAGUCCAUGACAUGAUGCUAGAAAUUAUAAUUUCAAAAUCUGCUGAAGAUAAUUUUACCACUGUGGUAGGUGGAGGUCAAACGAGUUUGCCAAAUCAUCAAGGUUUUAUUCGACGGCUAUCAAUCCAGUACAUUGACAAGGAACUUGCAUCUGCACUAGCAAAUGUAGAUCUCAGCCAUGUUCGAACUUUGAUAGUAAUGUCAUCAUGUUGCGUCACACACUUGCCCAGUCUUGAUCGGUUUGAAGCUUUACGUGUUCUGGAUUUUGAAGGUUAUAAGGAUUUAGAGGACUAUGAGAUGAAAGACGUGGAAAAAUUAUUCCAGCUAAAGUACCUAAGCUUUAUGGACACAGGUAUAUCAAAGCUACCAUCAGGGAUCAUGAUGCUAGGUAAUCUAGAGACCCUAGAUCUUAGGAAUACAUAUGUGAAAGAGCUGCCUGCUGGAAUUACUCGGUUGACUACACUACGACACCUAACUGUAUUUCUGGAGAAGUUACCAAAUGGAAUUGGGGGCAUGAGGAACUUACAGUUGAUGCCAAAAUUUAUUAUAACCUCGCAAGAAACAGAUGUGUUGGAGGAUCUCGGGAACCUGACAAGUUUGGAGGAACUCCAUGUGGAUCUUUGUGAUAAAGUAUCUUGCAAGGACAAGAUAUGUCAAAAAGAGAUGUUCCUCUCCUCACUGUGCAAGCUUGGCAGCAGCAAACUCCGUUCUUUGAGAAUAGGAGCAUACAACAGGGGUUCCGUCGACUUCUUAGAUUCUUGGUCCCCUCUGCCAUCUUCUCUUCAAAGCUUUUGGGCGCCCAACCGCGAUUCGUUCACAAACAUUCCAAAGUGGAUUACACCUGCACUCACUAACCUUGCCGACCUCUGCAUCAGCUUAACUGAACUUACGGAAGAUGGGCUGCUUACACUUGGGCAGCUCCCAUCCUUACUCUGCCUCCAACUAUGGCUAUCAGAGAAGUUUGUUGGUACAGCCCAAGCCACUUCUUUCCCAAAUUUGAAGGUGCUUAACUUCACAGAAACAGAACGAGCAUAUGUUUCAUUCGUGAAAGGGUCUGCACCCAAGCUUGAGGUAAUUAGGAACAUGCCAUUCAGUGUGUCCGCGGCAAAAGCUGAUGGCUUCUAUUUAGGCAUUCAGCAUCUCCCACGUCUCGUAAGAGUUUACAUAGGGCUUGAUGAGGAAGACGCGACAUCUUCAGAAUGCAAUGCUGCAGUUGCUGCAAUCAGGAAAGAAGCAGGUAUCAAUCCCAAGCAUCCUGCAGUUAGUAUUUGGGGGGAACCAGAUGAGCAAGGAAGAUGGUGA
Messenger RNA from Triticum turgidum subsp. durum (durum wheat), 2790 nucleotides. Lineage: Eukaryota; Viridiplantae; Streptophyta; Magnoliopsida; Poales; Poaceae. The record is from the annotation of a GenBank genome assembly.